UUUAGAUUUUUUAUGAUGAUUGGAAAACAAGUCCAUGAGACUACCAUGUGCUAUGUUUCUCUAGCCAGAUGGUAGCCACUAUCUACUUGACUCUUCUCCACUCAACACUAGUCAUCUAUAUAUGCGCAUUUCCGGGCUUGUAGCCUAAACAAGUUAUUACAAUCUCACCUGGCUUAGCAUCUGCUUGUUCAACAAAACUUUCCACAGCUUCCAUUUCUUGAUAUUUUUUAGCUAGACACUUUCUAAUCCAUGGCUAUUCUCAUGAGUCGUAUUAUUAAAUCUAAGCAACUGCUUAGACGGUCUUCAUUCACAUUCAACAAAGAAAGUUCGACAGGAGCUGAUGUGCCAAAGGGCCAUUUUACUGUUUACGUUGGAGAAAGGGAGAGGAAGCGUUUCGUUGUUCCCUUAUCAUACUUGAGCGAGUCUUCAUUUCAGGAAUUGUUAAGUCAAGCUGAAGAAGAAUUUGGAUUUAAUCAUCCAAUGGGUGGCCUCACUAUUCCGUGCAGGGAGGAUAUAUUCCUUGACCUCACAUCUCGCUUGAGUAGAAUAUGAGAUGGAAACUAGAUAUUCUUCAUAGGACCCAUUUUGUAAAGAACUCCUUUUUUACCUUUUUCUAAUGAUUUUGAGAUGUAAAAUCACCUGUCAACUGAAAUUUGUACACAGAAUCCCUAUAAUAUCUUGACAUUUUGGAUAUUCAUAUGAAAAGUUGUUUGAUGUUAUAUUAUC
Molecule: messenger RNA, 726 nt
Organism: Olea europaea var. sylvestris
Lineage: Eukaryota; Viridiplantae; Streptophyta; Magnoliopsida; Lamiales; Oleaceae
Product: auxin-responsive protein SAUR21-like
Exons: 1
Coding region: 250-552 (100 amino acids)
Biological process (GO): response to auxin
Source: RefSeq, a predicted model, not a curated record